Molecule: messenger RNA, 7899 nt
Organism: Aplysia californica (California sea hare)
Lineage: Eukaryota; Metazoa; Mollusca; Gastropoda; Aplysiida; Aplysiidae
Product: lysine-specific demethylase 7A
Biological process (GO): regulation of transcription by RNA polymerase II; protein demethylation
Molecular function (GO): transcription coregulator activity; histone demethylase activity
Source: RefSeq, a predicted model, not a curated record
UUGUGUCGGAGUGCAAGAACAUCAAGCUGUUGAUAUUGAAAUUUAUCAUUGUCCAAAUUGCACUCCCAAACACGGACCACUUGCAUUGAAGCGGAGGAGGAAUUGGCACAGACAUGAUUACUCUGAGGAUGGAAAGAAUCUCAGCAGUGCUGUGCAGACAGGCACUGUGGUUUUCAUCAAAGAACUCAAGAAAAGAAAUUUUCCAAGUGCGGAUGAGAUACCAAUCAAGCGCUUGCAUGGAAGUCAGCUGACCCCAGCAUAUUUUGAAGAGGAAGGCUUCGACGUGCCUGUCUUGUGCGAAAAGAAGGAUGGGCUGGGCCUCACAAUGCCACCCCCGUCUUUUUCCAUCAAUGAUGUUGAACAACUUGUUGGAGCGAUGCGGGAGAUAGAUGUCAUCGAUGUGGCCAGACAGGAGGACAUCAAGAUGAUCAUGAGAGAGUGGACCGAGUACUACAACAGCCCCAACAGAGAAAAGAUUCUCAAUGUCAUCAGUCUUGAGUUCUCAAACACACGGUUGACAGAGCAUGUGGUGCCCCCCAGUGUCAUCCGACAGGUGAGCUGGGCUCGCAACGUGUGGCCCGAGCAGCUCCCGGAGGACUCGAACCUAGCACGCCCAGAGGUCCAGAAGUACUGCCUCAUGGGGGUCAAGGACAGCUUCACAGACUUCCACAUCGACUUUGGUGGCACAUCUGUGUGGUACCACGUUCUGCGGGGGGAAAAAGUGUUUUACUUGGUGCAGCCAACACAAACCAAUCUGAUGCUGUACGAGAGAUGGUUGUCCUCCUCCAACCAGAGUGAGAUGUUCUUUGGGGAUCAGGUGGACGACUGUUAUCGAAUGGUUGUGAAACAAGGGCACACACUGUUUAUUCCCACUGGAUGGAUCCAUGCUGUGCUCACCCCGAUAGAUUCUCUGGUGUUUGGAGGCAAUUUCCUUCAUCAUUAUAACAUUGCCUUGCAGCUACAGUGCUAUGAAAUUGAACGUCAAGUAAAGACCCCUGAAAAAUAUUUGUUCCCAUCCUACGAAACAAUGAACUGGUAUGCUGCUAAAAACAUCCUGGAUAUCAUUAAAGAUUACACUGAAGAGAACAAGUCUCCACCAGAGUAUCUUGUCAGUGGUGCCAAAGCCUUGUCUGUCAGCCUCAAAGCAUGGACUCAGAGGAAAGACUACGCUCGCGUAGGCAAACAGGACGCGGCCGACUACAUUCAGUAUGGGAAGCUGCUCAAGGACCUGGUCAAGGAAGUCAAGAAAAUGGACAGCUUGUUGCCGAAGAGCAGCCCCAAGAAGCAGGACCACAAGCGGAAGCGCGGGGAGAAGCCGGCCAAAGCUGCCAAGAAAGUGAAGGGCUUGGAUGUGUUAGACCAGCACACCAAGGAGACCUUGAAGUCGGCUGAGCGGGAGCGCAGAGAGAACAUUUAUAACUUUGAUGAUGAAGAGGACCAGGUCCCAUUUAGUCUGAAGGUUCGAAUCCCCAAAGCCGGAGCCUAUGUGGCUGGCCCAGACGCAAAAGAAACCAAGCCAGAUCUACUGGGGCUGGGUCGGGCGGGUGCCGUCAGUGCAGAUGAGAACAAGGCCCCCAACGAGCGACGGAUAAAGGAGGAGUCGUCCAAGAGGGUCAAGAAGGGUGUGAAGAAAAAAGAGUCUGACGCUCUGGACCCCGUGAUAGCGGAGGAGAACGUGGUCAAGGAGGAGGUGGUCAAGACGGAGGACGGCGGCUCAGCGGACGGGUCGCCCGCCAAGGAAGUGCCGCAGUGCCUCAAGUUCAAGCUGUCCAACGGGAAAAUGGUCAGCACCGACAGAAAAUCAAAGUCGUCAAAGUUGAAAAAGGAGCUUCGCCGUGGGGGUCAUGCUUCUCCCGCCAAGGCCAAGAAGUCCCUCGUGACAGAUCAAGACUCAGGGCAGCCAAGUGGAGAGAAGAGCAAACCGGAAGCAGAGAAGGGGAAACGUAAAAAGUCAUUGUCACAGGAAUCGAAAAGUGUAGAAGAUCAGUCGAAGGGGAAAAAAGAGAGCGGUCGAGAAGAUAAAAAGAAGAAAAAGAAAGAGGGGAGUGAAUCCAAAGAGAAGGAUUCAUCAGCGGGGGAUAAGGUUGUCAAGAAGAAGCCGACCCAAGAGAAGGAGAAAGCCAAGUCGAAAGACAGCAAAAACAAAAAAAAGUUGCUCAGUGGGAAGAAGAAGAAAUCGGAGGACUCGAAAGAAAAGAAGAAAAAGCCUGGGGCGGAGGAGAAGGGGAAGGCCGGUAGCUCGGCUAAGGCUGGGGAUCCUAAGGCCACGGACAGAGACAGUGACGAGGACCAGCUUGUCGUGGAUGAAAACCCAAAGAAAAAACGUGUUCAGAAGACGACGUCAACCACUAAACCUGCCUCUCUGAAGCUGAAGCUACCUCCAGGAGCAGCUCAUAGGAACAGCCAAGAUGGCAGCGGUGCAGCAGACAGUGGCGACGACACGGCCCUCCAGUCUCGCCUGGGCCUGGACACCAUCCGUGGGGGCCUCAACGGCAGCAUCAGCGACAUCUUGACCGCCAGCGGGUACGGCACCGAGACUUCCUUCAGGGUGGACAACGAGGCCAGUGGAAUGCGAGAUGCCAUCGCCGGCAUGCUGACCAUGAGCCGGAUGGGCGAGGGUGAUGGGCCACCUGGCACGCUGUUCUCCUCCGACAGUCAGGGAAGUCGCUCGCAGGCGUCAGCGGCAGAGGAGGAGGAGCAGUUGAUGGCCGACUGCUACAGGGAUGGAGAAUUUGUGUAUCCGUCCUUCGAUCUGUCAGAGGAUGAAGAGGAUGCCAUUCAAAAAGCCAAGAAAAAGUCGGAGAGGGACGACAAUUGGAAUCCUAAAGCUCGGGUGGACACGAGUGGUAUGAAAGGUUUCCGCGAGCACCGAGUGGGUGUCCAGAAGGCCGCCGUCGCCUCCACACUUGCCUCCACGGCCGCCAAACUGACGGAGAACCCUCCUGCGGAAAAAAAACAUUUGAAGAAGUUACAGAAAGCCAAGCUCCCUGAGAAGAAGGAGUUUGAGGUGGAGCCGCUGCCCGGCCCAUCAUCUGCACUGGACGACGAAGGUCCUGUCAAUGCUUUCCGACCGGGUAUCAAGAGGCCGGUGGACCCAUGUGCCGGCGCUGCUCUUGUGUCCAAACCUAAAAAGCCAAAGAAAGGUCAGGCCACCGUGAAACAGAGACUGGGAAAGCUGUUGAAGAUUAAGAAAAUGGUUUAUUGAGAAACUUUUUUUUGUAAGAUUAUGUUAAUAAAUACUUUUUUAAUGUAAAAUUGUACAUAGGACGAAAUAUUGUAAUUAUGAAUAUAUUAAUAUAUUUCUUUUUGAAGAUUAAAAAAAAAAAAAAAGCCACUGACCGGCUUAAAUAGGUAUUGCUGAACAAGUAGACAGCCCGCUUCCCCCCCACUGCCUGGGUGUCCUCUCUAUUUCAGCUGUUGUCUAUGUUUUUGAAUCAUGGCCCCACUGUAUACACGUGUACAUUUUGUAUGAGAUGUUUCAGAAAGAUCUUUGUCGUCCUAUUUGGAAAUAUCACACGCCCAUCAUAGAUGGAUCAGACUUGUGGCAACAGUGUGUCAGAAAGUGGCCGCAUGACAAAAUGGGGGCCAGAAUAUUCUGCUAAGAGGGCGAUCAAACUUGUACUUUGUUGUUGAAAUUGAUGGCUUUUAGAAGGAUGAUUGUCCAAGUGAGCAGGCCCCCACGUUGUCAAGUGUUCAACUACUUAUCACUGGCAAGGUGCUCCCAGCGGCUUGCGGUCGGAACGGCUGUGCUGGUGAGUCGCUGGCAGCUGCACAGGCACUUUCCUUUACGACGACUUUGACGUCAAAUUACUUUUUUCGGCGUAUUUCAACAGGUCUCUUUUACUGGGGGGGGGGUUUACUCAUUUGAUGAAGAACUAUCAAAAAAUGUUCUUUUGUUUUGUUUGAAUGACCAAAUUUGUGAUGUGUUUGUGUCACGUGUGUCACUUUUAGAUUUUGUACUAAAUGAGGGCAAUAGUGGGUCCCCCCCCUCAGAGAGUUCAUGAGGCUGCAGUCUGCUUACUCAUCAAUACCUAUUUUAUACUCGUCACAACUUUAUGCCAGCUCACCCUGUAAAUAUUGUCAAGUCAUCACCUUCUACUGUACAAUAGAACUCGGAGGUAUGACUAUCGGUGGCUUCACUAGGAUUUGUUGAUGUAUGUACAGAUAUAUAUAUACUCUUUUUUUUUUUAAAUUGUAAGUAACCAUGGAAUGUAAUAAGUUCUUGUAUUGCCAGCAAGUUUUUCUGAUGUGUACAUUUUUAAUGGAGGUGUAAUUAGGUGAAACUGACAGCCACUUGAUUGUGAGUUUCAGGAAGAAAGUCAGAAUUGCCUCUUAUUAUUUAUUCGGUAAACAAGGUUGGGUAUUUUUUUAAAACCGAGAAUUUUGCUCUUUGGGUAAGCAAGGGGGGAGGGCAGCAGAAAGAGAAUGGUUCUGAAUUUUAAAAAGAAAAAAAACCUAGAUCAGGAUGACACGAUUGACGGUUUAUCUUGCGGAAAGAAAAACGUUUGAUUGAUUAGAGGGAAAGAGAAUAUUCUGCUUUUUGAGGAGAACGAUCAUUUGGGCAGAAGUCUUCCAUUCUAUUGGAGGGAAAGAAAGUUUCCUUUUCAUUGGGAGAAAACCGAAUUGUUUAUCCAUUCUGAGAAAUUCAGGGCCAGAAGCAUUAUUUUAAUAUUUAUUGGGAGAAAACAAAAUUGAUAAUUCUCUGGGAGAAGGCAGGGGAGCAGCGUCUUGUGGUGGCGUCCGAUAGAGUGGGGAACUAGGUGGACUUUCUUGUAUUUUGCAUCUCAGGAAUAGGGAACAGGGGAAAGGUGAAGGAGGGUGCUAGGUGUUUGGUGCUUAGAAGCCUCCUGUCUGUCCACAGGACUUUGUCUGUGAGCAACUCUAGUUACUGUUAUCUGUCCACAGGACUUUGUCUGUGAGCAACUCUAGUUACUGUUAUCUGUCCAUAGGAUUUUGUGAACAACUCUAGUUAUUGUUAUCUGUUCACAGGACUUUGUGAACAACUCUAGUUACUGUUAUCUGUCCAUAGGACUUUGUGAACAAUUCUAGUUAUUGUUAUCUGUCAAUUCUAAUUUUCGUCCAUAGGACUUUGUGAACAAUUCUAGUUAUUGUUGGCUGUCCAGUGCCAAGGUCAGUAAUUGAAAAUGACCAAUUUCUCGUGUGUGUACAUUAAAUGUUUUUUGAGUUUUAAAAUGAAAGUGCAAUACGUAUCUAAAAUAUGACGACGAUUAUUUUUUUAUAAAUUCUUUUAAUUUUUUAUAUUGAAGAAAGGGAAUUAAGCAGUUUAACUUGGCAGUCUAGUUUUUUUCUACCUUGGAAAAAAUGUCACUUCUUCCAAUAUUCCAAGAUUUGUGGAAAUCUGUCAUUUUCAGACAACCCUCUGUGUGGCAAUUUUGAGGUGAACACUUUGAUGAAGGAAUGCAACCAUGCUCUGUAUGGGCAUUAUCGAAUCUUUUGGUCUUUUCUUACAGCCAGUUGUGGUCACAAAUGCCCUAAAAACAUUUUUGUGUGUGUGUAUGUGGCUUUAUUCUUUAUAAAGGCUGGGGUAUAUGUAGCUAGGAAUUGAACAUUUUUGGUAAAAAUUCUUGUAAAGUCGAGUGGAAUAGAACCUUUGUGUGGAACGGGCCGCUUGAUUCCUUUCAGCGGGUUUGCCAACUUGUUCAAAUCCCACUCGGGGACACCUAAUGUUCUACCGUCAGGUUAUACCAGGUUCUGUAACGGCACACACAAUGACAACAGGUUCGCGAGACGGGUUUGGUCAAGCAGGCUAAAGUGUCCUCUAAAAUUCCCAAUUGCCUAUUGCGGGGGGGGGGGGGGGGGGGGGGGGAUUCAGGACAGUCUGCAAACCUGUUACAGCAGGUGGUGAUCUAAUGUCUAGUGUGAGUGUAUGAUUUCUGGCUGAAUGUUGAGCUAUGGGAAAUUUGCUGACUCAUUUAGGAGACUACCCAUUGAGUCCUAUUGUAGGCAGAAGGCAACUUGUAAAGUGAUGAAGUGUGCGAUGAGGAAGAUGGGCAAGCCUCACCGUUCUCGUCACGAAAAGUGACCUCUGUGAUAAGUAUUAUUAGUAUUAGAAAUAGAAAGAUAGAUUCACAGUAACUUGAAUGAAAGAGAAAGAAGUCGGCCAUGGAGAAAAGUAUAAAAGGUAUCUUGCUUAUUGUCAGUCCCGACAGUGAACAGUCAUUGCUUUUUCAAAUACAGCGGCUGGUAUUUUCAUUGAUUGAUUUUUGCCAUUUGCUGUUGGGAACACUGCAAGUCUGUUGUCCUGGCCUGUACAGUACACACAAGAUGUACAGACAUAAUGUGUGUAUCUGUACAUCUUGUGUGUACUGUACAUCUUGUGUGUACUGUACAUCUUGUGUGUACUGUACAUCUUGUGUGUAUCUGUACAUCUUGUGUGUACUGUAUACAUUAUGUCUGUAGACCUUACCAAUCCACAUUAUGUCUGUGGAUGUCAUCUAUACACAUGCCUAUAGAACUGGCCUGUACAGCCUCUGUUUGUAUACCUCAUCUGUACCCAUAAAGUCUGUAGAGCCCAUCAGUACACAUUGUGUAAGUAGCCACUCAUCACUCUCAUGUCAGGCAGCUCUUCAAAAUGACUUUUGUUUUAUACUACUACUACUACCACCACUGGAUAAUCUCUCUCUCAACGGGCAGCAUUUGGCCACUGUUCACAUCAUCAUAUCUCAACGUGGAAGUCAACAGGUGUAUCAUCUUGCAUGUCAUGGGUAUUGUCGUGUAUAUUUUAUAAUUACAGAUGUGUGGUCUAGAGUGAAAAGUGGUUGUGGUAAGUGUUUUGUGAUGGAAGAAGUAUGAGUUGUGAUGGAAGAAGUAUGAGUUGUGAUGGAAGAAGUAUGAGUUGUGAUGGAAGAAGUAUGAGUUGUGAUGGAAGAAGUAUGAGUUGUGAACAUGUUGAUGCCGUGGUCAAAUGUAAAGUGUGUGCAAAUUUGUUUUGUUUGUUUGUGUGAGUAAAGAGAAGCACGUGGACACAAUAAUGGUCGUUUAGUUUUAUUAGUGUUGGGAAAUUGUAAGAUAGACGGGCAAAACUGACAGAGUGAAAGUUAAGAAAUAGGACCUACCUGUAGUACCCUUCAAACCACCCACAGCAAAUUUGUGAACAUUGUUCUUACAAUUGCCUAACACUUGUAGGGAAUGAUAGGAGGAGCUAGGAUGGGACUUUUAGAAAUGCUGCUUGGAUUUGUAAUUUUUGGUUCAGAGAGAGGAGAAGAAAGAAGAAAAAAAAAGGAUUGAGGGGACGAAUAAGUCGCAGUCUUCAUCACAAAACCUCAGCCCCUUUUAAAAAAAAAUAUGUUUCCUUACCUUGACUCGUUGAGCCUUCUGUUUAGCAUGUGGCUUGCUCCAGUCACUGGUUUCUGACACAUGAGCAGAAAAAUUAAAUUAAAUAUUAGAUGAAUAAAAUAAUUUCAAGCAUUGCUGUCUUUUUUUCUUUUUAAAAAUAUUUUUAGAUGGCACCAGUGGAAUAAUUUAGGAAGCUGCCACUCAUCUUUAUCCUGCUAUGGGGACAAAUCUGGAAAGUAUACGUUCAAAUGGGAAACUAUCAACUCCUAAUUGUAUUUGUCUAUUGAUUCAAAACAUUUCCCCUGGUUAAAAAAAAAUAAAUUCUGUACCUUUCUGUGAGGAAACUUCCUUUUCCUCUUUCUGUGGUAAGGAAAAAGCUAGUCUAGCACUAAAUGUGUUUUGUAAAGCGACUUACACUACACUGUCACCUUUCAUGUUGCUAACAAUGUAACAGAUCUCAGUCUCAGUUUUUAUAUCAGUGAGCAAAUUGUGAGUUGUAGUGUGUGUGUGUGCGUGCGUGGUGUCAAGUGGUGUGUUGGUCAUCAGUGAAAAUGGUUUGGGGCGUGGAGCAGCUGAGUCUAAUAAAAGUGAUAUAUUGUUGAA